Molecule: messenger RNA, 675 nt
Organism: Chelonoidis abingdonii (Abingdon island giant tortoise)
Lineage: Eukaryota; Metazoa; Chordata; Testudines; Testudinidae
Source: RefSeq, a predicted model, not a curated record
GUGAACCGGGCCGCCGCGCGCGGCGCAGACUCACCAUUGGGUCCGUACUUGUCCCGGCUCCGGCGGACCUGCUCGGGGCUCAGCCCGCAGCUCUCCUGCACCCCGAAGCGCUGCAGCACCGCGGCCGCCGGCAAACUGUGCGCGUUCUCCAUGCCCGGGGCCGGGGCGCCGCAGCUGCAGCCGCUGGACUUCAGGCGGACGGGGGGCAGCUGGUCUGGGGGCAGGGGGAGCCGGGGCAGCAACUCCUGGGGAUUGGGGGGAAGUGGUCGGGGAGCCGCUCCUGGGUGUUGGGGGCAGCUGGUCGGGGAGCCGGGGGGCAGCUGGUCGGGGAGCAGCUCCUGGGUGUUGGGGGGACCCGGUCGGGGAGCCGGGGCGCAGCUGGUUUAGGAGCCGGGGGGAGCAGCGCCUGGGUAUUGGGGGGCGCUGGGGAGCGCGCAGAAGUUGGGGGCUGGAGGGGGGACCUGCGUUGCAGCAGUUCCCAGAGAAGAAGUCGAGUCCGCUUUAAAGUUCGCCGGGCUCGAUCCUCCCUUCCUGCCUCCAGCGCGGCACCUUUUCUCCCUCUGCUGGAAGGUGAGCCUGGCCCCGGGUCCGACUCCGACUCCGCCUCCUCUCGGAGCAGCCCUGCCCUCCGCCGGGGCUACCGCCUGCGCGCCCCGCUGCUCAGCGCCCUGCCCA